AUGUCGGGCAAAAGAAUCCUCGACGUUGUCGCGCUCUUCAACGCCUCGCGAAAAGUGGUCUCGAAGCAUUUCGACAUCAGACUGUCCCAAGUCAAACUCUAUGGGCAGACCUCGUCUGUGGCGAAGGCUCUGAAGAGGCAGGGGCUUCCCAUACUAUCCACGGCUGUCUCCCGCUUCGCCUCAUCACAGAGUCCUCCAAAGACCGCGAAAGAAGGCAUCUACCAAGAUCAUUUCUACGAGCCUUCUGAGCAGAACUCACCCGCCCAACCGCCUCCCACAAAUGAUUUGAAUGUCGAACAAGCAACGCCGACAACGGUCACAUUGCCAGAUGGGACAAUAUCUCCAGAAAAUACCUCAAAUGGGAAAGAGGCGGGCGACGGCAUGAGUUUCAGUGGAAGACCUGCGGGAGAGACAGCGCAACAUCCAGUCGGAAAUGGGGACAAAGCAGGUCAAGACUUGCAAGUGAAGUCGUCCACCAAAUCAACGAUACCGGAACCUUCCUUGGACAGCUCCCUGUCUCCAGAUGCAGCCAGGAAACUGCAACGCCUGUCCGAGGAUCAAAUACCAGCACAGACAGCCGAACCGCCUAAACCCCAGGAGGACGGCGCGGAGUUCGCAGUUGGCCAAGAACAAGAUAUCUUCUACCAACCACCAGACAGUGUGAAGCCAGUCCUAUCAGCUCUACCUCGCGUUCGCGUCCCCAAGACCGAGAAUGACGUUCAAGCAGGGGAUUCCCACAUUCCUCCAGGCAUCAACGCUGAUGUGUACUACUCCGGUUCAAAGCAGAUUGAGUCGGAGCCUACGGAAGAGCAACUGGCUCAGCUCUUUCACAAUCCCAAACAUGCCAAACUUCUAGCCAAAAAGACAGGACAUUCAGGCUAUGGCCCGGGAGGCAAGCGGCAGUUUCAUACAACAAGACUCAAUCCGCAACAGAGGUCAAAUGGGGAGACGGACAGCAUUCGAGAGUUGGCCGCUGAUAUGGCCAGAGACGCACAGAAGGUCAAAACACCGCCAGCGCGAAAUGUGCAGCCAUACCAGAUGCGUGAGUCGAAGAUCCCAGCAACGAGAUUUGGCCGUCUUUUUGAGUAUGGGGGACUAGCGGCGUCGAUGGCGUUUGGAGCAGUCAGUGAAAGUAUCAGUCGAUCAGGCGGCCCAGAUGGGUCUGUGAUGCUGAGCGCCGCGAACAUGGAACGUCUGGUCGCGAAAUUGUCCAAAAUGCGAGGCGCUGCCUUGAAGUUGGGCCAAAUGAUGAGCUUUCAAGACGCAAAGCUACUACCCAAGCCCAUCCAUGAAGUGCUCCAGCGCGUUCAAGACAGUGCGGACUACAUGCCCGCCUCGCAACGAGACGUAGUGAUCGCCACCAACCUGGGUCCCAAUUGGCGUGCUUUAUUCGAGGAGUUCGAGGAGCGUCCGAUGGCUGCUGCCUCCAUUGGCCAAGUACAUGGGGCCGUCUUGAAAGAUGGACGCCGAGUUGCCGUCAAAGUUCAGUAUCCGGGUGUGGCCGAUUCAAUAUCCUCCGAUCUCAACAAUCUCUCGUUACUCCUGACCGCGUCUCGCUUGUUACCAAAGGGGCUGUACUUGGACAGAACCAUUGCCAACGCCCGUACCGAGUUGGGAUGGGAAUGCGACUAUGUGCGGGAGGCUGAAGCCGCGAAACGGUUCCGACGGCUGCUGGCAGAUGAUCAAGAGGUCUUUACCGUCCCGGAAAUCAUUGAUGAGGCAUCUGGGAAGCAGGUUCUGACGAUGGAACGCAUGGAAGGAGUCGCCGUCACCAAGAUACGGAACUUUACACAGGAGCAAAAAGACUGGAUUGGAACGCAGAUCCUGCGCCUGUGCUUGAGAGAGAUCACCGAGUUCAGGUACAUGCAGACAGAUCCGAACUGGACCAAUUUCCUCUAUAAUGCCAGAACGAACAAGCUGGAGCUGCUGGACUUCGGAGCGUCAAGGGAAUAUCCGGCAACCUUCAUUGAGCUCUACACCAAGGUUCUGGACGCAGCUUCCAGAAAAGACCGCAUUGCUUGCAGAGACCUGUCGAUACAACUAGGCUACCUCACCGGCUAUGAAUCCAAGCCUAUGAUGAAUGCUCACAUUGACUCGGUCAUGACGCUUGCCGAACCUUUCAUGGACUCUGCCCCUGAUCUUUACAACUUCGAGAACCAGACAAUCACCGACCGUGUUCGUGGCCUCAUCCCUGUCAUGCUGAGAGAGAGGUUGGCGCCGCCUCCAGAGGAGACGUACAGCUUACACCGUAAACUGAGCGGCGCUUUUCUAUUAUGCGCGAGAUUGGGAAGUCGAGUCAGAUGCAAAGAUCUCUUCCAGCAAGCUCUGGUCACAGCAGGGUUACGCCGACCUCCACACGUGUCCUAG
Molecule: messenger RNA, 2367 nt
Organism: Capronia coronata CBS 617.96
Lineage: Eukaryota; Fungi; Ascomycota; Eurotiomycetes; Chaetothyriales; Herpotrichiellaceae
Product: aarF domain-containing kinase
Exons: 2
Coding region: 1-2367 (788 amino acids)
Biological process (GO): ubiquinone biosynthetic process
Cellular component (GO): extrinsic component of mitochondrial inner membrane
Molecular function (GO): kinase activity
Source: RefSeq, a predicted model, not a curated record